Molecule: messenger RNA, 1338 nt
Organism: Plenodomus lingam JN3
Lineage: Eukaryota; Fungi; Ascomycota; Dothideomycetes; Pleosporales; Leptosphaeriaceae
Source: RefSeq, a predicted model, not a curated record
AUGUACGAAAGACCGCGUCCAUCUCAUAGAUCUGCCCGCAACCGUGUAUUCACAAAGCGAAACAUCCCAGGCCUUUUGCCUCAUGCUGCAGCCUGGUUGUCGACUCGAGUCCUUGCUCGAGGAUGGAAGAUGGAGUCUCGGGAAUGGGGCCGGGGCGGUUGGGCCAACUCGAGCAUGGAUGAUUCGGACCGACUUGCCACCCACUCCAGCGAGCUCGAGACCUGUAAAAUCGACUACACUCUUCACAGUACGCGCUCGAUAUCUUGGUCGUUCUGCUCAACUGCGGCGCGUCCCCCUCUUCUCCGCGGCCCCCCUUGGGAUCUUCGUCACAACACCAAUACUCGUACCCUUCCUGUCCUGUUCACAUCGCCGCACCUGCCUCCUGAGCCAUGGGGAGCCCCACAUCGAGGCGGUUCCUUCCCACACAUGCUCCACGUCAACGAUAACCUAACCAUCUCUUCCAUCAGAGCUGCGACUGCAGACUCGACAAUAGAUCAUCGACGGAAUCUUGUGCUGGCACAUGGAAGCUUCCGUCUCCCAAUGCUGCAGCUUCAUUGCCUAAGUGGGCUUGCGCCUCACAUCGACCACAAUACCCCGCCCGAGACCCCCUCACACAACACCAUAGCCAGGAUGGAGCCCCGCUCCAGCCUCCGACCCACGAUUGUAGACAUGGUCAGCGUGACCAGCGCCUGCGGCAAAGCCCCAUUCUGCUACGCCACCGAUCGAACGCUUCGCGCAAUCAGGAUACCAAAACAAGUUCAUAGCUGCGGCCUCAGCGCUGAUGGUCUCGACAAUUAUGUUGGGGCCGACAAAGAACAACGCCGACGCGAGCGGGACGCCAUGCCUACUCUCACAAGGUUGCAGCAAAGCUUUGUAGCGUCAAAUUUCCCAGCUACUCCGUACUCGAAUGCAGACUUAACGACGGCUGGCUCGGCCUUUUGCUGCGGAUGCUACUGCAGCUUAAAACCCAUCUGCAAUGUCGCCUUGUGCUCUUCUGGUCUGCGACGCAGUGUGAACCCAACGAACACCACUAUCCUUAUAGAGGCUGUGCCACGCAUGUCGAUUGUUUCGUCCUCACGCAAAGCUGCAAGCUGGAUGUACGGAAUCGCACGGCAAAUUACUGAGACUGCCGAACUUUGUAUGCUUUGUUUCAGCCACCUCAAGAGUUGGUUGGCAGAACAGCUUCUGGUUGAGUUCUGUGCCUGCAACUUGUUCCUCGUCGAUGUAUUGCCACACAUCAAACGGCUGACGAACCGUCAUGUCAUCAAAGCGAUGCGAACGAUGUACCUCUGCGAAUGUCAUGGUCGGGCAACAGACAUGGCCUGGCGACGCAAUUGA